This is a messenger RNA of Candoia aspera, 2631 nucleotides long. RefSeq names its product vomeronasal type-2 receptor 26-like. The record is from RefSeq and is a predicted model, not a curated record. The transcript has 6 exons. Gene Ontology annotation, cellular component: plasma membrane. Gene Ontology annotation, molecular function: G protein-coupled receptor activity. Lineage: Eukaryota; Metazoa; Chordata; Lepidosauria; Squamata; Candoiidae. The coding region runs from base 1 to 2631 and encodes 876 amino acids. Gene Ontology annotation, biological process: G protein-coupled receptor signaling pathway.
AUGGUGCUUGUAGUACCUUUGCUUGUAGCCCUGUUCUGUCCUAAAGCAUGCAAGGCUUAUAAUACGAAUUGUAAAAUUCAUACGCCUCGUAAGCCACAGCAUUCAUAUCACAAAUCGGGAGACAUUGUAAUUGGUGGCAUAGCAACUCUAGCAUAUUUCCUGGACAAUGCUAUAAAUUUCAGGGAAGAGCCCUCACCAUCAUUGCGUGGAGACCUGAUUUUACUGCCUAAGAAUUACCAACACAUCCUGGCCCUGGAAUUUGCAGUGAAGGAGAUCAGUGAAAACCCUCAUCUCUUACCCAAUGUCACCUUGGGCUUCCACAUCCUUGACAGUCACUUCAGUGCCCAGAAGACCUACCAUGCCACAAUGUUACUGCUUUACACCAUGAAGAGCUUUGUUCCUAACUAUAUCAGUGGCAUCCAGAAUGAUCUGACAGCGGUGAUUGGGGGACUGGACUCCAAAACCUCCAUUCACAUUGCAAAUAUCUUGGAUAACUACAAGGUUCCACAGCUCAUCUAUGGCUCUGCUCCUGUCAUGAACUAUAAAACCCCAGGACUUUCCUUCUUCCAAAUGAGCCCUAAGGAAAGACUUCAAUAUAAAGGGAUUCUAUUGUUGCUUCUCCAUUUCAACUGGACAUGGAUUGGGGUUAUCGUGAUGGAAAAUGACAAUGGAGAAAGAUUUCUAGAUAUGAUCAUUCCGUUAUUUUCUAAGCAUGGCAUUUGCUUUACAUUGACAGAGAGAAUUGCCCAGAUAGAGUCAGUCAAUGAAUUGUCUUCUCUAUUUGAACAAGGUGCAAAAUUACAUGAUAAAAUCAUGGAAGGUAAAAGCAAUGUUAUGAUUUGUUAUGGAGAGUCCAAUGCCUUAUAUCUCCUGAGAUGGUUACCAUAUCUGUCAAAAAAAGAACAUGAUAUUGACACAGCAAAAGGGAAAGUAUGGAUAUUGACAUCUCAAGCUGAACUUGCAUCAAAAGUCUAUCAAAAGGAUUGGGAUAUACAAAUAAUCGAUGGUGCUCUGUCCUUCACAAUUCACACCAACAGCCCACCAGGAUUUAAACCUUUUCUUGAAAGCAGAAAUCCUCUUAACCCAAAAGGCGAUGGCUUUAUCAUGGACUUCUGGCAACAGGUCUUCAACUGUGUAAUUCCAACCUCAGUGGUUGGCAAGGUGGUUGGAGAUCUGUGCACUGGGAGAGAGAAUAUGGAAAACCUUCCUAAAAUCCUUUUUGAAAUGGGCAUGAUUGGACACAGUUACAGCAUCUAUAAUGCUGUCUAUGCUGUGGCCUAUGCUUUACAUACCAUGAUGUUGUCUCGACUUAGACAUAGAACAAGAGUAGAUGAAGGAAGCUUGAAUGUUCACAAUCAAGUUGCCUGGCAGGUGCAUCACUUCCUGAAAGGUCUUUCAUUUAAUAAUACUGCUGGGGAUGAGGUUUCUCUAGAUUCCAAUGGAGAAUUACUAGCUGGUCUGGAUGUAAUGAACUGGAUUGUUUUUUCAAACCACUCCUUUGUUAGAGUGAAAGUUGGGAAGGUGGAUUCUGGAGUUCCCACUGACCAAACUUUCAUCAUUAAUAAAGAUGCCAUAACUUGGCAUAGCUGGUUUAACCAGUCUCAGCCUCUUUCAAUAUGCAGUGAGAGUUGCCGUCCUGGUUCCAGCAAGAAAGGGAAGGAAGGGGAGCCCUUUUGCUGCUAUGACUGCAUCUCGUGCCCAGAUGGGAAGAUUUCAGAGAAGGAGGAUAGUAACGAAUGCUAUACUUGUAAAGAUGGAAGCUUUCCCAACGUACAUCAGGAUUCCUGCAGUCCAAAGACUGUGACCUUUUUGUCUUACGAAGAACCUCUGGGGAUCAGUUUAGCCUUCUUUGCUCUUCUCUUUUCUGUGCUCUCAGCCUUCGUCCUUGGGAUCUUUGUGAAGAACCACAGCACUCCCAUUGUGGUCGCCAAUAACCGAGACCUCACCUACAUUCUCCUCACCUCCCUCCUGCUCUGCUUCCUGUCUGCACUCCUCUUCCUUGGCCGUCCCAAGAAGGGGAUAUGUCUCCUCCAACAACCUGCUUUUGGCGUCUCCUUCUCCAUGGCUGUGUCUUCUGUGUUGGCAAAAACUGUCACAGUGGUUCUGGCUUUCCUGGCCACCAAGCCAGGAUCCAGGAUGAGACUCUUCAUGGGAAAGAGACUCUCCAACGCCAUCGUCAUUUCCUGCUCUCUUAUUCAAACAGCCAUUUGUAUGUCAUGGCUGGCAAACUCUCCCCCCUUCCCAGACUUUGACAUGCACUCAGUGCUUGAAGAAAUUGUCCUGCAGUGUAACCAGGGAUCUGAGAUCAUGUUUUAUUCUGUCCUGACCUAUAUGGGUUUGUUGGCUGUUGUUAGUUUCAUCGUUGCGUUCUUGGCCAGGACGUUACCUGACACCUUCAAUGAAGCCAAGUUCAUCACUUUCAGCAUGCUGGUCUUCUGCAGUGUUUGGCUCUCCUUUGUUCCAACCUACUUGAGCACUAAAGGAAAGUACAUGGUGGCUGUGGAAAUAUUUUCCAUCUUAACCUCUAGUGCUGGUUUGUUGGGCUGCAUCUUUUUCCCCAAAUGCUAUAUUAUUUUGAUCAAGCCCAACCUUAACACCAGGGAACAGCUAAUGAAGAGAGAAAAGGAAUGA